Molecule: messenger RNA, 4725 nt
Organism: Caretta caretta (loggerhead turtle)
Lineage: Eukaryota; Metazoa; Chordata; Testudines; Cheloniidae
Molecular function (GO): protein dimerization activity
Source: RefSeq, a predicted model, not a curated record
GCUGGCCCCGCCCGUGUCCCGCAACCCCCCCGCUGCUGCUGGCCCGGCCCAGGCCCGUCUCCUCGCGGGGACCCCCCGCGCCCCCCAAAGAUACUACUGUGAUGGGUGACACAGACAAAGAAACAUAGCUACAGAGUGGAGCAGUCCAGCUCAAAGAACAGAACGAUUCAGGCUGAAUCAUUCAGGAUUUCUGUUUCUGCUUCUAAAUUUGAAACAGCAAAUCUAAAUUGUGCUGCCGUCACACUAGUGCGAGGUGAAAUGGCGGAACCCGAAAAGAAAAGGAUUCGAAGGCUGUGCUCUUUUAAAGACGAGUGGUUGCAACUCCCAGAGUAUCAGAAUUGGCUUUCAAAGGCAAGUGAAGAGUCGGGAUACUGUUCUAUUUGUCGUGUUCAAUUCAAGAUUCAGUUUGAUUCUGUAAAAGCUAUCCAGCAUCAUGCAGAGACAGCGGGUCACGAAAUCAAAGUACGAGCACAAGUCCAGUCCAAUAUAAUCGAUAAAUUCUUCGUAUUGCCUGAUACCUCCGAAGAAGAACAGGUGUGCACGGCUGAAUUGCUCUUAACAUACCAUGGAGUUAAACACCACCACAGCUACCAUUCUCAAGACUGUGGAAAUAAACUGUACCCCUCCAUUUUCACUGAUUCCAAGAUAGCUUCCAAAAUUCACUGUGGAAGGAGAAAAGCGGAGGCUUUGAUUGAGAAUGUAUUAGCCCCUCAUUCAUUAAAACUGGCUGUGCAAGACAUUGGAUCAGCAUCGUUCUCAAUAGUGACAGAUGCUUGGAAUAAAGGGAACACAAAAUUAUUCCCAGUUGCCCUCCACUACUUUAAUAAAGAUAAGGGAAGCUGCACAUGUAUCCUAGACUUUUUCGAGGAUGCAGAUGAGACCUCAGAGGCAAUCGCAAACAACGUAAGAAGUUGUCUUCAAAAUGCUGGUCUGAUACAUAAUAAAAUUGUGGCAUAUGGAGCAGACAACGCAUCUGUCAAUUUUGGAAAGCACAAGUCUGUUUUGGUGCACCUAAAACAAAUGUUGGAUUUACCAAAUCUUGUGCCAGGGCAUUGCAGCACUCACAUAGUGCACAACACAGCAAAACAUGGCUUGAAAAUGCUCUCUUAUGAUGUAGAGAACUUGGUCAUCAAGGUUUUCAGUGAAUUCUCGUCCAGUGCAAAGAACAUUAGUGAGCUUAAAGAGUUCUUUGACUUCCUGGAGACAGACUAUUCGGAAAUCUUACGCCAUGUACCUACACAUUUUUUGACCCUUUUCACUGCCGUAGACAGGUUACUGAAGCAUUGGCCUGCCCUCAAAUCUUACUUUGUGAAGAAAGGAGAGGAAAAAGUGAGCUGCGCAAUAUGGGCCUUCCUCUCUGAGCAGGAGGUCGCAGUAUCCGAUGAUGACAUGGUUACACUUCCCGAGCUGUACGUCUACUUUGUACACAACAUUCUGAGCCAAUUUAACAACACCGUAAAGGUUCUUGAAAGUGAUUACAUUCAGGUAACUGGACUGUAUGGUGUAUUCAACAGGCUGAGAAGAGAGAUUCAGAAUCGACAAGAGCAAGGCUUCUAUGGGUACAAGGCGACACAGUUCUUGAAGAAACUGCCACCUAAUGAGCAGAAUAAAUUUGUUGGAGAUGCCCAACGGGCUUACACACGCAUGCUGCAGUACCUAGAAAAGUGGUUUGAUUUCAGCGAAAACUCUUUCUAUGUGCUGUGUGCACCACUCAAUCUAGACGGACCUCUUGAGCUAGACAAACUGUGUGCUUUGACUGCAAACUGGGACAUUCAAGUAGACGGAGAUGAACUAUUUACAGAAAUGUGCUCACUGAACGAUGCGCUACCAGCCCUAAAGAGUUUGACAAAUGAUGCUGAAUUGCCAUUGUCCCCCCAGCAACAAGAGCGCCGCCGUCGAAUCAGUGUCUCUGAGGUGUGGGUAGAAUUCUUUAAGCGCUGGGAGGCCCCGAACUUACUUAAAAUUGUGCAGCAUGUGCUUGCUGUACCACCCACCAACGCCUUUGUGGAACGCGUUUUCAGUGUUAUGAAGAACUUGAGGACUGACGAAAGGAAUCGGCUCCGUGUGGGCGCGGUGAAAGCUGAGCUAUUCGUGCACUUCAACUACACAAUGACGUGUGCCGAGUUUGCUGGAUUUUUGAAGACAAAAGCAGCGAAGGAGCUUGUGGUGGCAGCGAGACAAGAGCAGAAGUAUGAACGUGAGGGAAUGGUGAGUGAGAAUGUGGAAGAGAACCCUCAGCAGGAAGAUCUUGAGCAAGUUGAAACUCACGGGACAUUAUUGGGUAGAUCUGAAGGGACUGUGUCCUGGAGUCCAGAGCACGGAAAAGCCGGUGGGUCUCAGUGCAGGCCAGAGAGACAGCAGGGAAACCAGCCAGGGAAGAACGCGGGUAAAUCCACUCAACGUGACGGUGGUUUGAAGAAUCUUAGUAAAAACAUGAUGCACCAGAAAUCCUCCAAAGGGGAGAGGAAAAACACAUGCACAGAGUGUGGGAAAAGCUUCAGUCGGAGUUUAUACCUUAUUAUACACCGCAGAACCCACACAGGAGAAAGACCCCAUAAAUGUCUUCAGUGUGGGAAGAGCUUUAUUGGCAUCCCAACCCUGAAAAAACAUCAGAAAAUCCACACGAGAGAAAAACCCUAUAAGUGCCCUGACUGCGGGAAAAGCUUCGGUGAGAGAUCACACCUUAUUGGCCACCAGAGAGUCCACACAGAAGCAAAAACCUUCAUAUGCUCUCAGUGUGGGGAAACCUUCUGUAAUUGGUCAUCCUUUCUUAGACAUGAGAGAAUCCACACCGGAGAGAGAUCUAAACCUCAUAAGUGCCCUGAGUGUGGGGAGAACUUCCGUGAUAGGACUGGUCUUAUUAGGCAUCAGACAACUCACACAGGAGAGAAACCCUAUACCUGCCUGAAGUGUGGAGAAAGCUUCAGUCGGCGCUCUAACCUUACCAGGCACCAAAAAGUUCACACUGGGGAGAGACCCUAUAAGUGCCUCAAGUGCGGGAAAAGCUUCAGUCAGAAAUCAACCCGCAGUAGACAUCUGAGAACGCACUGGGGAGAAAGUGAAUAAGUGGCCUGAUGAGGGCUGGCUGAAGUGGGUUAGACCGGAGCAGUUGCAGUUAAAGUUGAGACUAGCUUCCUUUUUAACUGCCAGUUUUCCUGUGUGCUCUAAAACCCACCUGUGGACUUGGAUUGUCUUGAAAAUUGCCGUGCCUCAUCUGGGCUGGGGGCAGAGCUAGUGGUGGGAGGUUGUGGUCGUUUGGUCUCGGGGUUCCUCAGAUACAGCCUCCCAGUAAGGAGCUGCUUUUACCAUUCAGAUUGCUCUGAAACCCUGUGCAAACUUAACCCCCAUGAAAAGCAGGAAAUAUUACAUUAGAGUAAAUGCUACCCCCACAACAUAACCUUAACUCUGCCCUCUUUGAGUGAAGUCCCAACAUACCGAUAACACACAUUUGCUCUCUACCUUUGCAGAUGUGACAGAACACUUCAGGAAUAGAGCACUGAUGAGCAGUGUAGGACAAAUUCGGCCACCUUCUGUUGCUAAGGGAAGACUCUGGGGUAGGUCAGGCACAGUGAGCAGCUCUCACUUACACUCAAAAACUGAGCGUGCCCCACACAAACCACCCCAGAACGACAAAAUGUUCCCAUGUUCCCAUGGCUUCACCCUUGCCCUGAGGAUUCCCUUGGGGGACAUGGCUUUCACUGGCAGAGUUAAGGUUGCACAGUGGGAAUGACAUUUACCUUAAUUUCUUGGAUUUUAGAGGUGUAAGUUUAGCCACUCUCCACAUUGUGGAAGGGCACAAGGCAGCGCCGGGCAACCUUAGCUCUGCAUUAACUAAGGUUUUGGACAGUUAAUAUAUUUGCUGAUUCCACAAAUGUCGUCACCGUUUGACUUUUCAGAGUCUGGUUACCCAUCUCUGCUGUUAGGAGACAGCAGCCCUCCUCUGGCUCUGCCUGGGUCAGCAAAGGAAAAGGCCCGAUCAGCCCGUCCACCUUCCCAGCUGCUGGGAUUCCCUGCCUCAGUGGAAUCGUCUCCCCCAUCUUGCCUGGUUCCCCAGCCAGUGUCCUAUGGACUGGGUAUCCGAGGAACCUUUUGUGCCCUUUAUUCACAAAGACCUCCAGGCACCUGGAGCGAUCCAGUGUUUAGGGACUAGGAGAGAUGGGUGUUGGGCAGGGAAGAGCCUGUGUUUGAGCACAGGGGGAUGGGAACCCAGGGACUGAGUGUGUGAAUCAGUGAGUGAUGGUGAGAGCGCUGAGACUGGAGAACUCGUUGCACUAGCAGAGCACAGCUCCUCCUUGCAAAGAGGAGCAGCAGCCACAGCCAACACCCAGAGAAGAUAAGACAGCAUUUGCCCAGCUGCAGAUGGCUCAUCGUUACAGUCUAAAGGGAUCUGGCAGCCCCUGCAGCUGCCAGCGGCUUGGAGAGAGACAGGCAUUCAGCUCAGGGAGUUCAGCCAGAGCCCUAACGCGUUCUCUCGCGGUUGUAACCUUUGGUUAAGAUGCCAGCAGAGUGCAGUGAACUCAAAGGGAAAUUAACGAAUGGCCGGGGUUUUGCCUCCUGAAGAAAUGUCAAGAGCAAUGAGGGCACAGUUCUACAGUAAUUCUCUGCAAUUGGCAUUGGGCAUGUGGUGUCCUGUGUGUGUGUGUUUGAAAAACAGGAUCUGGAUUAUAUAAAUGGAUGGGGAGGUACUUUGGACAUUUAAAUAAAACACAGUUACUGUUCCCUUUC